AUGGAGGAGAUUACGGAGGGAGUGGGUAGCGUCAACAUCGGAGACGCCAUCAAGAAGAACAGGAUCCAAGUGUCCAACACGAAGAAGCCCCUCUUCUUCUACGUCAACCUAGCCAAGGUGUGUGUUGUAUCAUAAGGGCGGGAUAGAAGGACCGGGGAAUCCUCAGCUUCCGGCUCGUCCGCUUUUCUCUCCGUUCUCUUGGGAGCAUAUACCAUCUCCUGGGUUUACCUCCCGACUUCUCCUUUCGACGUGUUGCACCGUCCUUCCUGCUUCUUUUGGGUUCCCGUACCUUCUAGGGUCGAGGACACGGUUUGAAACAUAACCCCCCGUGCUUUUGAUGCUUUGGGAAGUGGGAUCAUCUCGACUGAGAUGGAUUGCACGAUAGGCGCAUUGUCUGGCUAGUUUCUGUCGUUUAAUCUGGUUCUUGUCCUUUGUCUCUUGGUGAAUUGGUGGUUUCUGUUUUCCCGCAGAGGUACAUGCAACAGCACAAUGAGGUGGAGCUAUCUGCGUUAGGCAUGGGUAUUCUUCGUUAACCUGCUCUUACCUUUCCGUUCAUUCUGUAUGUAGAUUCGGAUCGACUCGUUCGAUUGGCACGUUUGCCCAUUUCUCACUGCGCGCUAGGGACCGCUGCACACGCCUGCGCUGUUGUUUCCAGUCAUUCGCUGUAUUUCUCUCGAGUUUGCUGAUCCUCCAAAAGUAUAGCAUCGAUCGAUCAAAUAGAGGAGGACUCUCCGAUCUAGUGAGGAUUCGUGUUGUUGUUGGGCACAAACAGAGUCUGAUCUCGUGGAUCUUUCUCAUUAGUUUGGAUCCCUGAAAAUUUGUGGCAGCCCAAUACACUGAUUCAAUCCCAGUAUCAAUAAACGCAGAAGCCUGAGGGGGAGGGGGUGUAUGAACGCGUAGCUUCUCCUAGCAAGGCUGCAUUCACUUGGCCCUCACCCUUCAUAUCUGUAGGUGUGCCAUUUGCUGCAAACCAUCACCAGAUCACUGAUGUGCUGUCUUGCCCGCGUCAUCUUUCGAAGCACGCCUCUUAGAGAGACUUGGGGACAGUGAGAGUGAAAGAAAGAAGCUGGUUUUUAGGGAGAGUUCCCCUCGUUGCAUCCUCCAUGGUUUUGUGUCUGCCCACAAAUGGAACGGCGGCAGGGCCCUCUGUGCAAAAAAGGCCCCUGCUUCAUCUCCGGUGCCUCCUUUGAGUCUCUCUACCUGGCACCACUUGCUGGCAAGGAGCUCUCAUGGAGAGAGCGAGAGUCGGCCGCUGAUGGUGUAAUAAUCUCCUUUGUCGGAUGUGCCCUUUGGCGUCACGACUCUGAAUCCUGGCUUUACGUGGAGUAGUGCUCUUCUUUGUUGGCGAUGGGGAACAUGAUGCGUCUCUCUCUCUCUCUCUCUCUCUCUCUCUCUCUCUCUCUCUCUCUCUCUCUUUCUGCUUCUUUGCAGCAAUUGCGACCGUUGUCACUGUCACUGAGAUUUUGAAAAACAAUGGCCUGGCCGUCGAGAAGAGUAAGAUGCCGUUCCCAUCUUGACAUUUCCAAUUGAUAUUUUUAGAGAUUCUUUCUUUCUUCCUUACCGCGAGGUCUUUUGCGUAGAAAUCAGGACGUCUACCAUUGAGAUGAAGGAUGAGUUCAGAGGUCGGCCCAUCCAGAAGGCCAAGGUCGGAUAUUGACUGUUUCCUUCCACUUGGGUUUAUAUAUUGUGUUCAUUUCUCGUCUUAAACGGUUGGUUGGCUUCUUUUUUUCUUUUGUUGUUGUUGAUAUCAACAGAUUGAGAUCAUGUUGGGCAAGACUGCAGAGUUUGACGAGUUGAUGGCCGCAGCAGCGGAGGAGAGUGAGGAGGGAGAUGGUGAGCAGCAGAGCUGA
Molecule: messenger RNA, 1850 nt
Organism: Spirodela intermedia
Lineage: Eukaryota; Viridiplantae; Streptophyta; Magnoliopsida; Alismatales; Araceae
Source: the annotation of a GenBank genome assembly